Molecule: messenger RNA, 2157 nt
Organism: Ostertagia ostertagi
Lineage: Eukaryota; Metazoa; Nematoda; Chromadorea; Rhabditida; Trichostrongylidae
Source: the annotation of a GenBank genome assembly
AUGAUCACGACGCCAGAAAAGUGGGACGGCAUAACGAGAAGCUGGAACACUCGAGAAUACGUAAGGAAAGUGAACCUGAUCGUCAUUGACGAAAUCCAUCUCUUGGGCGUUGAUCGUGGAGCUGUAUUGGAAGCGAUCAUAACUAGGUUGAAGUUGUUGACUCGAAGGUCUUGCGUACGUGAAUCUCCUGCGCGACUUCUUGGACUUUCAACAGCCCUUGCAAAUGCUGGAGACGUGGCCGAAUGGUUGGGAAUUAGAGACGAAGGUCUCUUCAAUUUCCGGCCAUCUGUUCGACCAGUGCCAAUCGAGGUCCAUAUUCAAGGUUUUCCCGGUCAACAUUAUUGUCCUAGAAUGGCGCUCAUGAACAAACCAGCUUUCAAAGCUAUCAUCACUUACUCUCCGCUGAAACCUGUCCUAGUUUUUGUGGCAUCCAGAAGGCAAACUCGCUUGACGGCGAUGGCAUUCAUAAGUCAUCUAGUGGCGGAAAGUGAUCCUCGGCAAUGGCUUCAUGUUGAUAUGGCUGAGCUGGAAGUGUUACUACAACAUGUGAAGGACGAAAAUCUCAAGCUCACUUUGCCAUUUGGUAUAGGGAUGCACCAUGCUGGUCUCUCUUCCCACGAAAGAGCUCUUGUAGAACAGUUAGCAGAAUGUUUUAUUCCAGCUCUUCCUGGAGAAAAAGAUCCAGGUUCUGAUUGCAACGGCAACACUAGCAUGGGGGAUAAACAUGCCGGCACACUUGACGUGCUGCAGAUGAUGGGCCGAGCUGGUAGACCGCAGUUUGACUCGAGUGCCGUGGCAGUUAUAUAUGUGCAAGACGUAAAGAAGACGUUCUACAAGCGAUUCCUCUAUGAGCCGUUUCCUGUUGAAUCGAGCCUUCUUCCUGUCCUUGCGAAUCACGUGAAUGCUGAGAUCAAUGCAGGGACCAUCACCAGUAAACAGGGCAUUAUGGAAUACAUUGCUGGUACCUACUUGUAUAGACGACUGUUUGCCAAUCCAAACUACUAUGGCCUCGAAGACCUCUCUGACAAAUCGCUCGUCGCAUUUUUGGUUGGAGUAGUCGAUCAGUGUGUUGCUGAUCUGCUGGAUUCAAAGUGCCUUAUCAUUGACGAGGAGACUGGAGAGUUACGCUCUUCGCCGUAUGGUCGUAUUGCUAGCAUUUACUAUCUUCGUCAUGAGACCAUGAAGUUUAUGUUGGACGAAAUUGGUCCGGAUGACACAAUUGAAGAUCUGCUCAAAACGCUUUCUCACGUUCCCGAAUAUGGCGAAAUACCUGUGCGGCACAAUGAAGAUGUUGUGAACACUCAGUUGCAGCGGAAACUGCGGAUAAGAUUUGCCACAAGCGUAAUGGACUCCUCUUACACGAAAGCGCACCUUUUAUUCCAAGCACAUUUUUCUCGCACGGAUGUUCCAACUGAUUACCGUACGGAUAUGAGAAGCGUACUCGACCAGUGUGUGCGCAUAUUACAGGCUAUGCGCGAUGUCUGUCAGUUGAAUGGCUGGCUAUCAACAGCACUACGAAUAACAAUACUCCAACAGAUGUGUCACACAGGACGAUGGCAUGACGACCAUCCUUUGUUGUGCUUGCCACACUUGAAGAUCUACGACGCGGAGAGAAUUGGUUCAUGUGGUGCUCCUUUCGUAAAAUUAAUCUGUAUACCGAACUUCGAACGAUAUUUUAAAGGGACCGAUCCACCAUUCCACUCUUACAACAUCAGUUUGGUUGUUCGAGCUCUAUGUCGAUGGCCCAUCCUUUCCAUAAGUGGACUUCGUUUGUCAAGAAAUGCGAAAGAGCUUCGAAUCGAUGAUGAGGACUGGUUGCAGUUAGAGCGCAAUACCUCUUAUAAGUUGCAGUUUCACAUAGAUAUGCUUGGACCAGGUCGGUUCAACACUGAAGCCUACCUGACACAAUGGUCUAAAGAGAAAACAGCCGGAUGGAUAGUGAUUCUCGGAGAAAAGGACAACGACAGGAUGAUAUCACUGUGUUAUGUGAGCGCAGUUCAGAAUGACCGCACUGUUCGAAUGGAUUUUGUCACGCCGGACAAGAGGUUUAGGAAGGUGUUAUUUGUGCGUCUUCAUAAUGUCCGAUUGUUAUCUAGGGAUCGAUCAAGAACUACAGAUCAAAGCCGAUCUGAUAUGAUGACCUUUUCGACUUUCUAG